UCAUAUACGAGUAGUUGACCUCCGUACUCGAACCGGAACGCUAACCAGGCCGCUCGUUAAACUAUGCUUCCUACCAAUCGCAGAUAACAGCGAAAACGCAAGUAAUAAAAGAUCCGUACAAUAAUAUUAUAUAUACACGCAGAAAACAAAAUAUCCGUUUAAUAACCUAAAACCGAAAUAAACCGCAAAUAUGAUAAAUCACCACAAUAUAUACUAAUACAAUAAUGGGUGGACUAAUACGACCCCCACUAACCAAAUAAAGUUGGUUAAGUUUAAAGGGAUCCAUUAUCUAUAUCACUGAGUCGUAACUAAACUCGCCUUUUCUCCAUACAGGUAGUUAUGGACGCUGAAAUGUCAAUUACCCCUACGCCAACCAUACGUUCGGCUGUCACUGUGCCGCGCCCUGGGGCUACCCCCGUAGCAGCGCCACGAACAACACCAGCAACAACUGUACCGACAGCUCCACGACGUGCCAUGCGCCCAACGCCUACUGUAGUUUCGGAGCCGCCUCGCCUCCGCUGCCCGCUCUGUUGCCGUUCACACCGGCUGCAGCACUGUCCCAUUUUUAAGGGUAUGACACCCAAUCAACGUCAGCAGGUGGCCCAGGCACAUGGGCACUGUUUGAAUUGUUUGGCCCAGACGCAUGACACGCAGGAAUGCGUGUCUGAUAUCGUGUGCCAAUACUGCGACAGGCCGCAUCAUACCUUGCUGCAUCGAAACCCAAGGCGCCCUGUCGCACGGCCCUCAGUACCCCGCCGCCAUGAUGCAGGCCGUCGUCCACAGCCAAGCCAUGCAGCACGACCCCGUCGACGACAAGCACUCACCGCACCCCGUACUUGGCGUCAGCUCCAUAGCACCUCAACACCACACCAACCCUUAAGGCCGCAGACUCGCCGCAGGACAGGCCUCAGCAACGUCGUGGCAACGCUGCAACAACUCCAGCGACUGCUAGGCUGAACAUUCGCCUAGGGGGGCCGGGAUGGCUAAAUGAGCUCAGCCUCCCGCCCUAAUGCAGUCAACCACACCGCACAACACACCACUCACACGACAACACAACACACCACUUACAGGACAACACUGGCACACCACACCUGGAAACACCCACACACCACGCACCAAAGCAACCUUACUGGAAGCAGCAGCAUACACCCACACACAAUAACUCUACACACCAACAUUAACAAAAGGAGGGAGGGCGAUCGCGCCGACCCUCUUUUCCAUCGAAAGCGCUAAACCGAGAAGUCGCAGUUGAAGUUCCGCCUUUUUUCCACGGUCGUAGAUCCCGAUUAUCUUUUAACAACUUAUAAAGUGAAAUUGUAAUUUUUUGAUUUUGAUUGUUAUAAAUAUUAAUAUCUUUAUAAAUACAUGAUAUUGUAAAUUGCGUAAAACGUUUGCGAUAGAAAUAAAUUGUGUAAUAAUUUUCUAAACUUUUACAAAUACGUGAGCGUUUAGUGGAACGAAAAGGUGAGGAAAAGUUACAAAAGUGAACA
Bactrocera oleae (olive fruit fly) is the source of this 1490-nucleotide messenger RNA. RefSeq lists its product as uncharacterized. Lineage: Eukaryota; Metazoa; Arthropoda; Insecta; Diptera; Tephritidae. The record is from RefSeq and is a predicted model, not a curated record.